Molecule: messenger RNA, 699 nt
Organism: Westerdykella ornata
Lineage: Eukaryota; Fungi; Ascomycota; Dothideomycetes; Pleosporales; Sporormiaceae
Exons: 2
Source: RefSeq, a predicted model, not a curated record
CUCCUUUCAGUGCUUUGUGAGUGGAAAGCACUACUGGACGCUUACGCCUGCUAUUUUGUGCGCUUGGACCGUUUACUUCUGCCCAAGGUAGUAGCUUGUCAGCCAGCUAUCCUAUAUAAACAGCAACUUCCGCAGAGUCAAUUGAUCAACCUCUUCUCCUCACUCCUCCCGACUGAUAUUCUUGACGAGUGCGAAUCCACGAGCAACAUUACCAUGCAUUUUCUUCAACCAUUCUACUUCCUAGCAGCAACUAUGGCUGCAUCUGUACAUGCGAAAACCGCUCCAGUUCCUCCAAAAAUAACUUUGCUCUACUCCCUUACGGCCGAGCUGGGCGAGCGAUUUUCUCUUGGACCCGUACCUACUGGCGAAGAACGAAUCGUCAUUCCCAUCGUGGGCGGAACGUUCAAGGGCCCUCGUAUCUCUGGCAAGGUUCUCAAUCUCGGAGCAGACUGGCGCCUUACAGAUGCAAAUGGCAAAUUCCGACCUGAUGCGCGAUACAACAUACAAACUGACGACGGCACGUACAUCUCUGUGAAGACCGAGGGACCAACUCUGGCCGAUGGGCGGACGCUGCUCCGCGCAUCAUUCGAAACUUCUACGAAUGGAACCUAUGCUUGGAUGAAUGAUGUUGUGGCUGUCGGGGUGCUCACCCGGAAUGGAACGAAGAGUGUGUUAAUCGACAUGUGGCAGAUCAGUCCA